Molecule: messenger RNA, 873 nt
Organism: Lactuca sativa (garden lettuce)
Lineage: Eukaryota; Viridiplantae; Streptophyta; Magnoliopsida; Asterales; Asteraceae
Product: phosphatidylinositol transfer protein PDR17
Source: RefSeq, a predicted model, not a curated record
AUGGGAAUUUUCAUGAGUGUUAUGGAAGAUUGGUUGGUGUCACUCCAUGCAGAGCUUGAAGAGAAAGGUAUUACUAUACCGGAGAGGCUUAAUGAGGAUGAACUUCAUAUAUUCCAUGAUGCCUCUGGUGGUGACUUUGCAAAGUUUUUAUCAUCGGUUGAAAAGACCAUUCAAUGGAGGCGUAAAUACACUAUGCUUUCACAACAAGAACUUGAUGACUGGGGCAAUUUGGUCUUUUGGCAUGGAUCCGAUGUAAUGCAACGACCUACCCUUGUUAUACGGAUUGGACUCGCAGGUUCUACUUUGGAUUCAGAUGACCAAGCAAAGUUUGCUAGAGCAGUCGUAACAUUUCGUGUCGAAUACGGGGUUGUAAAUUUGGUUCAUCCGGAAAAUCCUCAGAUUACUGUUUUGUUAGAUUGUUCUAGACUAUCCCCUUUUGAAUUCCCGCUACAAACAUUUAAAUCAUGUGUGGCUCUUCUUCAAGAUCAUUACCCGAACAGGCUUGGAUGCUUACUUGUUGUACGAGUUCCCUCUAAUGCCAAAGUCAUGACUCAAACUCUUUACCAAGAUUUGAGGCCUGGAACAAUGCGAAAGCUGAUAUUUGUGGAGGCAUUUGAUUACAGAAGAGUUCUUUCAAGCUACUUUAAAGACAUGCCGGAUUUUCCAACAACCGGAGAAGAAGCUAUUGGGGGGCUUGACAUUGGAAGCCAUACAGAGCUAAUCAACAUUGGAAAUCCAGGUGAAUUCACCAUGAUUGAACUUUCUGAGACUGUCAAAGAGAACAAACCAAUACAUGCAAAUGCAGUGAAUGCCAAUGAUGAUGGGUUGGUUUAUUUUGCAUAUGCAAUUAAUCAACCCGAAAGUAGAAAUUAA